UAUAAAUAUAAUAAAUAUCCACCGUCAUUUGUAUACUUCACUUCCACUCUUCUGCCUCACUUGUUACUUCCAAUAUGCAUUUCCUCACUCCCUUGGUCUUUCUUUUCUCUGCCGUACCGUCAGUCCGGUCUCUGGAUUCAUAUCAGCCAUGUCCCUUACUUGGUCCCAGAUUCCCUCUACCAACCGGUUUACCUACAUCUAAACCUCUACAGGCUGCUCUUAUGAAUCUCACAGCUGCGCUUGACGCGUUGUCCACUGGCGACAGCCACGACUUCACAGCAACGACAAAUACCACAUCAUUCAGCGUAGCCCUGUUCUCCUCGGACCCUUUAUCAAACGCCUCUUCUCCUUUCUUUUAUCAAUAUCAUCACACUGCUUCCAACUCAACUGCCGGCCCAAUUGGCGUACGAGAGGUGAACGCUGAUAGUGUCUACAAUGUCGCCCGCAUUACCUCAGUCUUUACUGUCUAUGCAUUCCUUGUCGCCGCUGGAGACACUCAUUGGCUUGAUCCGAUAACCAAACAUGUCCCCGAACUUGCUGCAUCCGAAGGAAGCCAGCCUGUGGAGAGUGUGAAGUGGGAAGAUGUACGACUCAUUGAUCUAGCGAGUAAUAUGGCUGGCAUAGGAAGAGAUGCGACCCUCGAUAGUCUUUCGAACAAGUCGGUCCCGAAAGCUCUUGCCUCGAUCUUGCCCACCAAAAACCAACAACUCAUUUCUACAUUUUCCAAAAAUCACCGAGAUUUCCUCAAGCUCAUGGCAAAACGAAGACCCGUCAAUCUCCCAUCAAGCACCCCAACCUAUUCAAAUGCAGCCUUCCAGCUUCUUGCUCUAGCAGUAGAAAACAUCAACAGAAAACCUUUCAACACUACCUUCGACCAGAGUUUUUUACAACCUCUCAACAUGCGUUCGAGCACACUUGGUGCACCAAACAAUACCAAGAACGCUGUUAUUCCGACCAACGAAACAGUUAGUGGUUGGGCGGAUGGAAGAAUCGAUGAAAGCACAGCCUUAGCAGCAAACUUUAUGUACUCAACAGUAACCGAUCUGUCCAAAGCUGGCCGCGCAAUUCUCCGCUCAGAGCUUCUCAGCCAAGUUUCCACAAACCGCUGGCUAAAACCCGUCUCACAGACCUCGAAUGCCGCCGAUGAUAUCGGAGCACCUUUCAGUAUCUAUCGGGCAACCCUCACUGGAAAAUCCACCGGCGCACUUGUACCCAUUUACACUCAGUUUGGCGCUCAAGGCCUUUAUUCAUCUUACUUUGGUCUUGCACCUGAUUGGGGUGUGGGCUUUGCCAUCUUAUCGGCUGAUACGGCUGCCCCCGCUGAUCUCAACGCACAUGCUGACCUCAUCUCGACAUACCUGCUCCCAGCAUUGGAAAAGUCAGCCAUCCAACAAGCUUUUCUGAAUUACGCUGGUACCUACAACUUCGGCGAUUCGAAGCUACUCAUUACCAUCGAUGGACUAUCCGGACUCUCACUCACGAAUUGGACCAGCGGUUCCAAAGAUCUCAGAGCUGCAUUUGCUGAGUUAUACUCCAUUCCAUCAGACACUCUUGACUUUAGGUUGUAUGCGACGAAUCUCGUGGAUCAGACGGCGCAAAGUAGCAGAAAAGCCUUUAGAGCUGUGUUGCAAGAUAUAGCCGCUCCAAUUGAUGCUGGCACGCCGACUUGUAUUACGUGGAUGGACAGUCUGGAUAAGUUUGUGUAUAAUGGGGUUAGUUUGGAUGAGUUUGUUUUUGAAUUGGAUGAGAAAGGGAUGGCGAUUGGGCUGGAUAUACCGGCUUUGAAUAUGACGUUGAAGAAAGGGAAUUGAUCGAAUUCCAAAUAGCAUUGGGCGUGGGAAAGCUCUCACUACCG
Messenger RNA from Eremomyces bilateralis CBS 781.70, 1855 nucleotides. Its product is annotated as beta-lactamase/transpeptidase-like protein. The transcript has 3 exons. The record is from RefSeq and is a predicted model, not a curated record. Lineage: Eukaryota; Fungi; Ascomycota; Dothideomycetes; Eremomycetales; Eremomycetaceae. The coding region runs from base 75 to 1811 and encodes 578 amino acids.